AUGGGGUCGCAAAUUGACUCGCAAGACGAGUUCACCGUCCUCGUGACCGGCUUCGGCCCCUUCAAGGUCCAGUACCCCGUGAAUCCCUCCUGGGAAAUCGCCCACUCCCUGCCCGCGUACCUCCCGCCCCUCCGAGCAAAGAACCCAAAAGACCACCCGUCAGAAACGACGACGACAACAACAUCCCGACCGCUCCCGCCCGUCCGCAUCCUCGUUCACCCCGAAGCCAUCCGCGUAAACUACCAGACCGUCCGCCACCUCGUCCCCCAGCUCUGGGACCCCGCGACGCACCCGCGCAUCGACGCCGUCGUGCACAUCGGCAUGGCCGGCCCGCGCCUCUUCUACUCGGUCGAGCGCCGCGGGCACCGCGACGGCUACGCGUUCCCCGACGUCGACGGCAACCGCCUCGAGGACGAGGAGCGCCGCAAGGAGCAGGGCGAGGGCUGGGUCUGGUACGGCUGUCCCGAUGAGAUCGAGACCGAGUUCGACCUGGGGGACGUUUUGGGCCGGUGGAAGGCGCAUAGCCCGGACCGCUCCGACCUGCGCAUAUCCGAAGACGCGGGCCACUACCUCUGCGACUUCAUCUACUUCUCCUCCCUCGCGCACCUCUGGAAGCAGCAGAAGCACCGCCGCGUCGUUUUCCUGCACGUGCCCUCCGACGCGUCCGAGGAGGCCGUCGCGACGGGCACGGAGCUGACGAUCCAGCUCAUCCGGUCCAUCGCCGAGAGCGAGCUGGAGAAGAGGCGGAACAAGGGCGCUCAGAGCGCCGGGGAGGUCGUGGGCGAGAGUGACAAGAUUGCGGUUGAGUUGCGGGUUUGA
This is a messenger RNA of Colletotrichum gloeosporioides, 819 nucleotides long. RefSeq names its product Pyroglutamyl-peptidase 1. The transcript is spliced from 3 exons. Bases 1 to 819 code for a protein of 272 amino acids. Gene Ontology annotation, biological process: proteolysis. NCBI's taxonomy places the organism in Eukaryota, Fungi, Ascomycota, Sordariomycetes, Glomerellales, Glomerellaceae. The record is from RefSeq and is a predicted model, not a curated record.